Molecule: messenger RNA, 684 nt
Organism: Copidosoma floridanum
Lineage: Eukaryota; Metazoa; Arthropoda; Insecta; Hymenoptera; Encyrtidae
Biological process (GO): interstrand cross-link repair; protein ubiquitination
Cellular component (GO): nucleus
Molecular function (GO): ubiquitin-protein transferase activity
Source: RefSeq, a predicted model, not a curated record
AUGACGUCGCCAUUUGAUUACAGUGUCUCAUCUUUUGUUGUAAGCAAUAUAAACGACACCGAAGACUCUGAAAUCGAUUUUGGAGAUGAAAAUAAUUCCAAUAUUCAGGAGGAGUCUGAAAUCUCGUUUCCUACAGAUGUGGACAACAAUACCAACGAGAGUGAUUUCGAUAGCCCAGAGGCUGAUUUAGUCGAUUUGGAUGACUUUUCAUUUCUCUAUGAUAAUUCGGAAGGAAAUACCGAGUCAGAAGACUUGGUUCAAGUAGAAUCUGAUUCUGAUGAUGAAGAUUUCAUUGAAGAAGAAAGCGUUAAAUUAGAUAACGAUAAUAAACAGUCAGACGAUGAGGUAGUUGAUUUUUAUCACAAAUGUCCUAUCUGCUUAUCUGCAUGGACCAACGUUGGAAGUCACAGAUUAUGCUCCCUCCGAUGUGGUCACCUGUUUGGAUAUAGUUGUAUUAAACAUUGGUUGAAUUCUAGCAAUGAAUCUGCAAAAAAAUGUCCUCAAUGUAACGCCAGGGCGUCUCAAAAACACAUUCGGUACAUCUAUGCAAAUAAACUAACAAGCAUUGAUAAUUCUGAACUAGAAUCAAUUAAAAAACAGAUUGAUGAGACAAAAUUAAAAAUAUCAAAGGUAACAAGAGCCUUACGCAAAGAAAAGAGAAGAGCCAAAAAAUAUAAAAGACUG